Diaporthe citri is the source of this 1035-nucleotide messenger RNA. RefSeq lists its product as uncharacterized. The record is from RefSeq and is a predicted model, not a curated record. The transcript is spliced from 2 exons. The coding region runs from base 1 to 1035 and encodes 344 amino acids. NCBI's taxonomy places the organism in Eukaryota, Fungi, Ascomycota, Sordariomycetes, Diaporthales, Diaporthaceae.
AUGCACGAUAUGGACGACCUGGGGAUCUUCCGGCCGCCACCCACCGACUACUUUUGCGAGCAUCCUGACCACCGCUGGGAAGCCGAGAAGUUCGAGAUGGACCUUGACGACGUAUUUACGACUCUCCCAAGACGGUUCAACAUGAUGGUCAUCCCUAUCCUUGACCGCGAUGCCUUCCGUCUUGAAACAUCACACAUUGCAUCAAUUACCGAUGACCGCACAGAAUUCUUCGAUAUGCUUAAAGAUCGGCUGGAGGCGAGGCGGAAAGAACUAAUCGACAUGAUGAUGCGAACAUUCGAAGAUCUCGCCUGCAAUCCGAACCAGAUAGAGGCAACCAGACACUGGGGCCAUGCUAUGCAUAUCUACCGUUCCAAGUCGCUCGACGCCUUUGCCCGAUUUUUCGCUGGCUUUCUCCGCGAUUCUACUCCGUCGUCCAACACCGCAGUCUCUGCCAGCAACCUUCACGACGAGUCCUUGACGACCCGAUCCGAGGCAUCGUCAACCUCGAGCUCGAACACCUUCAACGGAGUCAGCUGCCUGUCCACCGAUGUCCCAUCGAAGGCGCUUUCCGGCCCUCCGACAACAAGGGAGAGGCAAACAUCAGGCAUUGCCAACGCAACAACCACUUACCGAAAGCGAAAGAGAUCAUCCACUACACCCGCAGCUGGCAGCCUUGGCGCUGACGAAGAAGAAGACAAAGAUGGGCCCGUGGAGCCAACAGCAACGAUUCCUCUGAACAACGCGACAACGCGUGCACUCCUCAGCCCGCCAAUGUGGGAAGAGGGCGGCGGCGUCAGUCCUGUUUGGCAUCUCCGGACACAAACAAAAGGGAGGGGGACAUGGAAGCAGGGCACAGAAUCGUGCACAAUGCCACCGACACCGAUCCUCGACAAGGCGGAGGACAGCAUGACCCUCCCGCCAAACGACGCCAGGCCCAUGCGCAUACUUGCAAUGCAAAGAAACCUGCGUCACGCUACAUCCCGGAUCCACGGGCCUUCUAUGAGCUUGACCAUAAGGGCAAGGCGCGUCUGGUGA